Messenger RNA from Trematomus bernacchii (emerald rockcod), 4725 nucleotides. Its product is annotated as carcinoembryonic antigen-related cell adhesion molecule 5-like. The coding region runs from base 132 to 3089 and encodes 985 amino acids. The record is from RefSeq and is a predicted model, not a curated record. Lineage: Eukaryota; Metazoa; Chordata; Actinopteri; Perciformes; Nototheniidae. The transcript is spliced from 14 exons.
CUCAACACGAAGGUAGUUCUGCAUUUCCUCACUGAUAUGUUGAGAGCGGCAAGAGGCUCACAUUUAUCAGGACAGUCAAAGUUUGAUGGCUGACAUUUCCUCUGCAUUUGAUAUCUCACAGAGUUCCAACAAUGGAUAUUUUCGCUUUACUAUGGAUAGUCUCUCUGGCUUUCACAGGUUUAACUGAAGGAGCUGGUGUGUUGCCAGACGGUCCUCUGAAUGCAGCUGUGGGAGGGAAAGUGAUGUUCACCAUAACACUGACUCCAGGAACAACUUUUCAAUCAGUGACCUGGAAGUUUGGUAAUGAAGAUAUAUUUACUUGGAACGUUAACAACUUCACUGAACCAGAGUAUGAAGGCAGGAUCACCUUCUUCAUGUCUACUGGAUCUCUGGAGCUCAGGAACCUGGCUCUAAAUGACAGUGGAGAUUACACAGUUACCAUUUCACUACUUGGAGAACCAUCAAAGUCAGGGACCACAAGACUGAACGUAUACGAGCCAGUCUCCAAUGUAACGGUAACCUCCAGCAGCACAGAGUUGGUGGAGUUCAACAGCUCCGUCAGUCUGUCCUGCUCCUCCUCUGGAUCCCCUCUCUCUUUCCUCUGGCUGAACAGCAGCUCUGAGGUUACAGGAAGUGACAGAGUUCAGAUCACUAAUGGAGGAUCCACUUUAACUAUAAAUAAUGUGACCCGCUACGACCAGGGACCGUUCAGGUGUCGUGUGUUUAAUCCUGUCAGUGAGGGCACCAGUGCUCCUCCACUAAACCUCACCAUCUACUAUGGCCCAGAAAAUACUAAUUUGACAAUAUCUCCGCCCGAAAAACACCAUCAGGAAGGAUCAGACAUCGUCCUGUCCUGCUCAGCUGACUCCAACCCUCCUGCCCAGUUUACGUGGUUUCUGAAUGGUAGCGCGCUGUCUGAUGGACCAGAGCACAAACUGAUGAACGUUCAGAUAAAUCAAAGUGGAAGCUACAGCUGUCAGGCCUUCAACGACAAGACUCUGAGAUAUGAGACGUCGAUGCCUGCAUCCAUCUCUGUACUGACAAAUGUUACCAAUGUUGUGGUAACUUCAGAACCAACAGAGCUGGUGGAGUUCAACAGCUCCGUCAGUCUGUCCUGCUCCUCCUCUGGAUCCUCUCUCUCUUUCCUCUGGCUGAACAGCAGCUCUGAGGUUACAGGAAGUGACAGAGUUCAGAUCACUGAUGGAGGAUCCACUUUAACUAUAAAUAAUGUGACCCGGUACGACCAGGGACCAUUCGAGUGUCGUGUUUCUAACCCUAUCAGUGAGGGAACCAGUGCUCCACUAAACCUCACCAUCUACUAUGGUCCAGAAAAAACUAAUUUGACAAUAUCUCAGCCACAAAAAUAUUAUGAGAACGGGUCAGACAUCAGCUUGAUGUGCUCAGCUGACUCCAGACCUUCUGCUGUAUUUACGUGGUUUCUGAAUGGAGACCUGCUGUCUGAUACUGGAUCAGAUCUCAGUCUGAUAAACGUUCAGAUCAGUCAGAGUGGCAACUACAGCUGUCAGGCCUUCAACGACAAGACUCUGAGAUAUGAAAUGUCUCAGCCUUCAGUUGUUUCUGUACUGGCACUUGUUUCCAAUGUUGUGGUAACUUCAGAACUAACAGAGCUGGUGGAGUUCAACAGCUCCGUCAGUCUGUCCUGCUCCUCCUCUGGAUCCUCUCUCUCUUUCCUCUGGCUGAACAGCAGCUCUGAGGUUACAGGAAGUGACAGAGUUCAGAUCACUGAUGGAAACUCCACUUUAACUAUAAUUAAUGUGACCCGCUACGACCAGGGACCAUUCAGCUGUCAGGUGUUUAAUCCUAUCAGUAAUGGCACCAGUGAUCCACUAAACCUCACCAUCUACUAUGGUCCUGAAAAAACGCAUUUGACAAUAUCUCAGCCACAAAAAUAUUAUGAGAACGGGUCAGACAUCAGUCUGAUGUGCUCAGCUGACUCCAGACCUUCUGCUGUAUUUAAGUGGUUUCUGAAUGGAGCCCAGCUGUCUGAUACUGGAUCAGAUCUCAGUCUGAUGAACGUUCAGAUCAGUCAGAGUGGGAACUACAGCUGUCAGGCCUUCAACGACAAAACUCUGAGAUAUGAAAUGUCUCAGCCUUCAGUUGUUUCUGUACUGGAGAAAGUAUCCGGCGCUUCUGUCACAUCUACAUCAAACCUGCCGAUUGAGGGGAAAUCUUUCAGAUUAAUCUGUGACGCUGCUGGCUCUGUCUUUACCAGAAAGUGGAGAAAGGGUGUCUUAGAUCUGACUCUGACUGUAAACAUGACCCUCACCAACAACAACAGAGAGCUGUCUUUUAGCAGUCUGAAUAAAGACGACACAGGAGAUUAUUCCUGUAAUAUCAGCAACCCCCUCAGCAGCGAGGAAGCAAAGUACCCCAUGAUUGUUAACUAUGGACCAGAAACAGUUCAAAUCACAGGUCCAAGUCAGAUACAUGUUGGAGGCACAUUUAAAUUAACCUGCUCGGCUGCAUCUGUACCAACUGCGAAUUACACCUGGACGCUGAAUGGGGCAGUGAUGCACACUUCUGCUGUGAUUUAUAAAAACAACACUGAAUUAUCUGACAGUGGCAACUACUACUGUAAAGCGAUGAAUGAUAUAACCAGGAGAAACUCAUCUGUGGUCCAUGAAUUGACUGUAACACUAACAAAGCCAGGCCCACAAGGCUUGUCGGGUGGUGGCAUCGCUGGAAUAGUAAUCGGAGUUUUAGUCGUCCUCGGUGUUGUAGCUGCUAUUGUGUGGUACUUCCUUUGUUACAAACAAAAACCAGGUAAAAAUACUGCUGCUGGAAACCCUAACCCCAGAACGGGAGAUGAAGGCCAGGACAACGGGGCGUACACAAGAAGUCAGGAGAUGCACUAUGCAGAUGUCAGUUUUACCAAAAACAAUAACGGGGAAACAGUCCAGAUGGGAGACCAGAAUAAACCGUCAGACUACGCUGAGGUCAGAGUGAACAACAAUCCUCGUGCUGCUGCGUCCUCACUCCCAACCUACGAUGCUCACCAACAGCGCAACAAGAGGCCGGCUCCUCAGCCUGAAAUCGCCGACCUCUACGCUCAAGUUCGCAAGAACUGACCACACUGGAUGCAAUGGAUAAUGUUGGGGGGGGGUCUCACUGGAAGCAGCUAACAUGAGAAACCUUCACUUCCCUCUCAGUCUUUCUUUUUUUGAUGGAGGGCUCAUUUGCCUUGAGUUAGCUUUCUCCAAAGCACUUUAGCCGGGGUUAAUGGUCAACCAGUUUGUGACAGUUAUUGCAGUGACUGAGGUCAGACUGCACAAUGUAGGCCUACUAGCUCGCAAUCAUAACAAUAGCUUUCUUGUGUACAGUUAAUCAAAAGUGCACAUAGAUGAGUGGAAAUGUACUAUGUGCUACUCUGUUGUUAGCUUUAGCAUAAUGUUUGAUACCGGUGUGGUGCCAUAUUGGACUCCCUAUGCAUAUUCAGUGAUCACAUCAAUUUCAUAUUUAUUUUAUAUUAAAAUGCUAAAUCAGUUAUUUGAAAAUUAUUUCAUUAAAAUGUCAGUAUCAUUUGUCAGGGCAUUGAUUCUCUUUGAUUUGUGAACUAUAAUGACAUUGUUAUGGCGGAAAGAUUAAUUCCAUCUGUUGGUCCAAAGGACAAGUUGAAAGAUCAAUAUAGAGAUGAAUCAUUGUAGUUUAAUUUCAUAAAGAUACACUUUAUAAUGCCACAUAGGGGAGGUGUGAAGCCACAACAAUCCUUAAAAGCCAUCAACGAAAAAAAGGUUAAUGAAGGAUAUCUUUGUAUACAAUAAGUGCCUUACUGUAAGUCUGCCUCCAACAGAAAUGCGGAAACUAGCUUUUGAAGAAAUGCCAAUAUAUCCCGCAAGUGAUCAUCAGGGUAAUUCAGGAAAAGAUUUACAGUAAAUGUCAAUAAAAGUUGCUGUGUGAUAAAAUGAUAAGGUGCAAUAUCUGUCAACAUGUUUCCCCGAAAGGCCUGCAGCCAAAAGGGAAGUUAAACAGGGAAGUGAAACAUUGCACUAGUAGAAAAUAGAAGCACAUUUGCAUUGCUGCAGACUCUCGGUUUCCUCAACUCAAUGCAAAUCUUAGUAUGUUCCGUUUAUGCUUUGUUUCAGUUUUAUAAAAUGUCAGACUAUAGCAUAGAGUCUAAACACAACUUUUUCUAAUGAAUGCAUGUGCCAAACGAUUGUUAACAAAUAACCCACAUGGACAAUUAUGCAUUUCAACAUCACCUGUUCUGUAUUCUUAUUUCGCUUUGCUCUGUUUCAUUAUUUAAUCUACUGUAAAAUGUGACGAUACUGCUGAGUGUUAAAUUUGCAUAUUUUAAAUGCAGCAACUCCAUUUUCUCACCUCUGCUACAAUGUUAUUUAAGUGUUUUGUGAUAAUUCAGUAAUCUAAGAUGAUUCCCAGGAGCUUUUUCUCUUGGACUUGGUCUAUAGAUACAUUAUUUAUGUAAAUAUGUCAUUUAAAAGAAAUAAUUCUAAGUUUGUAACAAAUCAAUGUGUUUUGGUUUUUUGAAAUAUUCAGUAUCAAUGUAUGGAUUUUCACAUUAUCUCAGGCCUUAAAUACAGUUUAUUUACAUUUGUUAAUAGAAAAGAACAGACUGGUUGGUAUGGUGGUUCCCAUUGAAGUUACCAAUGUAUGUUUGGCGUUGGUUUAAAAGAUGGUAAUGCCAUAAGCAAGGACUUGUGAUUGUAUGAUUUAUUUGACAAAUAAAAGGAUUAUUUGAUCCAUCAA